This is a messenger RNA of Dromaius novaehollandiae (emu), 2856 nucleotides long. RefSeq lists its product as uncharacterized. The record is from RefSeq and is a predicted model, not a curated record. The transcript has a single exon. Lineage: Eukaryota; Metazoa; Chordata; Aves; Casuariiformes; Dromaiidae. The annotation marks the transcript as partial.
GGACAACUGUCCCACGCGUCACCCCCCGGGGCAGCCCCGAGUGUCCCAUAACGCCCUGGGGCGGGGGGAUGGCCUUGACCGUCCUGGAGGGGGGACCGUCCUGCUUGGAGACGCGUGGGGACACCUCCAACGGCCCCUGAGCCACCUUGGGCUCAGGGACAGGAGGACACAGGGACAUCCCAGACUGUCCCCAAGCCACCGUGGGGCUGGGAGAACCUGAGAACGUCCCAGACCAUCUCAGGGGGACGUGGAGACAUCCCAGACUGUCCCCAAGCCACCGUGGGGGUUAGGGGACCUGGGGACAUCUCAGGCCAUCCCGGGGGGACAUGGAGACAUCCCAGACUGUCCCCAAGCCACCGUGGGGGUUAGGGGACCUGGGGACAUCUCAGACCAUCCCGGGGGGACAUGGAGACAUCCCAGACUCUCCCCAAGCCACCGUGGGGGUUAGGGGACCUGGGGACAUCUCGGGCCAUCCCGGGGGGACAUGGAGACAUCCCAGACUGUCCCCAAGCCACCAUGGGGAUUGAGAGGACCCAGGGAUGUCCUGGGCCAUCCUGGGGGGACCUGGAGACACCCUGGACUGUCCCCAAGCCACCGUGGGGGUCGGGGGGAUCUGGAGAUGUCCCAGACCAUCCUGGGGGGACAUGGGGACACUCUGGUCCCCAAAGGGCUCUCGAUGGGUUGGGGGGACCUGGGGACAUCCCAGAUCAUCCCGGGGGCCCACGGGGCCACCCCAGCCUGUCCCCAAGCCACCAGGCAGACCUGGGGACAGCUCGGACUUGGCUUGGGGACGCGGGGGGAGCGCGGCGCCGGGGGCGGAGCGGCCCCAAUCCCCUCCGGCAUCCGGCUAAUUCCCGCUAACGAGCUGCCGGCCUGGCCGCAUCCUGCCGGGGCGCUGGGCCCGCUCCUGUCCCCCUCCCCCGAGUCUCCGUGUCCCCCCAUCCCGUCUCCACGUCCCCCCAUCCCGUCUCCACGUCCCCCCAUCCCAUCUCCGUGUCCUCCUCCAUCUCCAUGCCCCCCCAUCCCAGCUCCAUGUCUUUCUUCAUCUCCAUGUCCUUCUCCAUCUCCCCCCAUCCCAUCUCUGUGUCCUUCUCCAUCUCUGUGUCCCCCCAUCCCAUCUCCAUGUCCUUCUCCAUCUCCAUCUCCGUGUCCCCACCCCCUCUCCGUGUCCCCCCACCCCAUCUCCGUUUCCCCACCCCAUCUCCAUGGCCUUCUCCAUCUCCGUGUCCUCCUCCAUGUCCACGUCCCCCCAUCCCAUUUCCAUGUUCUUCUCCAUCUCUGUGUCCCCUCACCCCAUCUCCAUGUCCUUCUUCAUCUCCAUGUCUCCCCACCUCAUCUGCAUGUCCCCCCCCAUCUCCAUGUCAUUCUCCAUUUCUGUUUCCCCACCCCAUCUUCAUGAUCUUCUCCAUCUCUCUGUCCCCCAUCCCCUUUCUGUGUCCUCUUCCAUGUCCACGUCCAUCUCUAUGUCCUCCCCCAUCUCCUUGUCCUACCAUCCCAUCUCCAUGUCCUUCUCCAUCUCCAUGUCCCCUCACCCCAUCUCCAUGUCCCCCUAUCCCCAUCUCUUUCUCCAUGUCCGUUUUCCCACCCCUUUUCCAUGUCCCCCCCACCCCAUCUCCGUGUUCUUCUCCAUCUCUGUGUCCUUCUCCAUCUCCAUGUCCUCCCACCCCAUCUCCACGUCCUUCUCCAUCUCCAUGUCCUCCCACCCCAUCUCCAUGUCCUCCUGCAUCUCCAUGUCCUCCCACCCCAUCUCCCUGUCCUUCUCCAUCUCCGUGUCCCCCCACCUCAUCUUCACGUCCUUCUCCAUCUCCCUGUCCCCCCACCCCAUCUCCAUGUCCUUCUCCAUCUCUAUGUCCCCACCCCAUCUCCAUGUCCCCCCACCCCAUCUCCAUGUCCUUCUCCAUCUCCAUGUCCCCACCCCAUCCCCGUGUCCCCCCACCCCACCUCCAUGACCUUCAUCUCCAUGUCCCCCAUCCCAUCUCCAUGUCCUCCUCCCUGUCCACGUCCACCCAUCCCAUCUCUGUGUCCUUCUUCAUCUCCAUGUCCCCCCACCCCAUCUCCAUGUCUUCCUCCAUCUCCAUGUCCCCACCCCAUCACCGUGUCCCCCCACCCCAUCUCCGUGUCCUUCUCCAUCUCCAUGUCCCCACCCCAUCCCCGGGUCCCCCCACCCCAUCUCCAUGUCCUCCCACCCCAUCUCCAUGUCCUCCUCCAUUUCCGUGUCCCCACCCCAUCUCCAUCUCCUCCCACCCCAUUUCCAUGUCCCCCCAUCCCAUCUCCGUGUCCUUCUCCAUCUCCGUGUCCUUCUCCAUCUCCAUGUCCCCCCACCCCAUCUCCGUGUCCUUCUCCAUCUCCAUGUCCCCCCACCCCAUCUCCAUGUCCUUCUCCAUCCCCGUGUCCUCCCACCCCAUCUCUGUGUUCCCCCCACCCCAUCUCCGUGUCCUCCUCCAUCUCCAUGUCCUCCCACCCCAUCUCCAUGUCCCCCCACCCCAUCUCUAUGUCCUCCUCCAUCUCCAUGUCCCCACCCCAUCACCGUGUCCCCCCACCCCAUCUCCAUGUCCUUCUCCAUCCCCGUGUCCUCCCACCCCAUCUCUGUGUCCCCCCACCCCAUCUCCGUGUCCUCCUCCAUCUCCAUGUCCUCCCACCCCAUCUCCAUGUCCUCCUCCAUUUCCGUGUCCCCCCACCCCAUCUCCAUGUCCUUCUCCAUCCCCGUGUCCCCCACCCCAUCUCCGUGUCCCCCCACCCCACCUCCGCGUCCCCGGGGCGGGGUGGCGGGUAGCCCGGGGCACCCCGUGGUGGUGGCGGCGGCGGGCCGCGGGCGGCGGGGAGGACAUCCGGCAGCGCCCGGACGCCUGGGCCCUC